UGAAGAGCAACUAAUCAACUAUCUUCUUCCAAUAAAGGGAGGAAGGAGAUAGCAAGAAAUACAGGGUUGAUUGAUUAGUUCGGUGAAAAAAACCAACAAAUAAAAUGGGUCGCGGGGUGAUGUUCAUGUUGAUGCUAUGCAUCUUGGGGGUUGCCGUGAUGGGUGAAGACCCUUACAUUUUCUACACAUGGAAUGUCACCUAUGGUACCAUUUCUCCACUUGGAGUCCCUCAACAGGGUAUCCUCAUUAACGGCCAGUUCCCUGGACCAGAAAUCAACAGCACCAGCAACAACAAUGUGGUGGUGAAUGUGUUCAACAACCUCGACGAGCCCCUCCAAUUCACCUGGCACGGGGUCCAGCAGAGGAAGAACUCGUGGCAAGAUGGUGUCGCGGGAACCUCAUGCCAUAUCCUUCCCGGCACGAACUACACCUACCAUUUCCAGGUGAAGGAUCAGAUCGGAAGCUACUUCUACUACCCAACCACAGCCUUGCAUAGAGCCGCUGGUGGGUUCGGUGGCCUAAGGAUCUUUAGCCGAUUAUUGAUCCCUGUCCCAUACCCCGACCCCGAGGAUGAGUACUGGGUCAUCAUUGGUGACUGGUAUGCUAAGAGCCACAAAACCCUCAAAAGUCUCCUUGACAGUGGUCGCUCAAUUGGAAGGCCUAAUGGUGUUCUUAUCAAUGGCAAAACUGCCAAGGGUGAUGGAAGUGACCAGCCUCUCUACACAAUGAAGCCUGGAAAAACCUACAAGUACAGAAUCUGUAAUGUUGGUCUCAAGGACUCCCUCAACUUCAGGAUCCAAGGCCACCCCAUGAAGCUGGUCGAGACAGAAGGCUCCCACGUUGUCCAGAACACCUAUGACUCCCUCGAUGUCCACGUGGGUCAGUGCUACACUGUCCUCGUGACCGCCGAUAAGGACCCCAAGGACUAUUACUUGGUGGCCUCCACUCGUUUCACCAAGUACUCACUCACCGGAAAGGGAAUCAUCCGCUACACCAACGGCGUGGGACCUGCUUCACCUGAGCUCCCUCCUGCACCUGUUGGUUGGGCAUGGUCUUUGAACCAAUUCCGAUCCUUCCGGUGGAACCUCACCGCUAGUGCCGCCAGGCCUAACCCUCAGGGUUCUUACCAUUACGGUCAAAUCAACAUCACCCGCACCAUCAAGCUCGUUAACACUGUCUCCAAAGCUCAAGGCAAGCUCCGAUACGCAAUCAAUGGUGUCUCCCACGUCGAUGGUGAGACUCCUCUCAAGCUCGCCGAGUAUUUUGGUGUUGCUGACAAGGUUUUCAAGUACAACAUCAUCUCCGAUGAACCCCCAGCAGAUUUGAACACCAUCACCUUGGCACCCAAUGUCGUGAAUGCUACAUUCAGAACCUUCAUUGAGAUCAUCUUUGAGAACCCUGGCAAAACCGUCCAGUCAUACAACCUUGAUGGUUACUCAUUCUUUUUAGUCGCGGUAGAACCAGGGAAGUGGACCCCAGAGAAGAGGAAGAACUACAACCUUCUUGAUACCGUGAGCAGACACACCGUUCAAGUUUUCCCCAAAUCUUGGGCAGCUAUCAUGUUGACAUUCGACAAUGCUGGCAUGUGGAACUUGAGGUCGGAGCAUGCUGAGAAUCGUUACUUGGGCCAACAACUCUACAUUAGUGUUUUGUCCCCAGAACGUUCUCUAAGGGAUGAGUACAACAUUCUUGACUCUCAGCUUCUUUGCGGCAUCGUCAAGGACUUGCCCAGGCCACGACCAUAUGUCUAGAGUUGCCUUUUUUCCGUGCCAUACGGCUCUUAUUAAUUAAGAUGAUAUGAUAGAUUUGUUACAUGACUUUUCGGUCACUGAUGUAUCAACCCUUUCUUGAGUUCAAUUCAUUUUCCCUUUAUCAAUAUAGGUUAAUUUCUCCUUCA
Messenger RNA from Lotus japonicus, 1897 nucleotides. RefSeq names its product L-ascorbate oxidase homolog. Lineage: Eukaryota; Viridiplantae; Streptophyta; Magnoliopsida; Fabales; Fabaceae. The coding region runs from base 105 to 1751 and encodes 548 amino acids. The record is from RefSeq and is a predicted model, not a curated record. Gene Ontology annotation, molecular function: copper ion binding; oxidoreductase activity. The transcript is spliced from 3 exons.